UCAUUAUUAUUAUUAUUAUUAUUUUUAUUAUUAUUAUUAUUAUUAUUAUUAUUGUUAUCAUUAUUACUAUCAUUAUUACUAUUAUUAUUUACCACUAUCAUAAUUAUCAUUAUUUACGAUUGUUACCAUUUUCAGAAAAAGAUUCAAAUGUGCUUUAUGGUACGAGGGAACCAUCGGAUGAUCGAGACCAUCUCCGCUGGAACAAUUAUCGUUAAUAUUUAA
Molecule: messenger RNA, 222 nt
Organism: Lottia gigantea (owl limpet)
Lineage: Eukaryota; Metazoa; Mollusca; Gastropoda; Lottiidae
Exons: 1
Source: RefSeq, a predicted model, not a curated record